Molecule: messenger RNA, 249 nt
Organism: Cladophialophora immunda
Lineage: Eukaryota; Fungi; Ascomycota; Eurotiomycetes; Chaetothyriales; Herpotrichiellaceae
Exons: 1
Coding region: 1-249 (82 amino acids)
Source: RefSeq, a predicted model, not a curated record
AUGCGUGGAGAUAUUUCUGACCUUAAACAGGAGUACCCUGAUCUAGCGGACGAAUUCGUCUCCCUUCGGAGCGAGCUGGAGUCGCCGGCUGACAGAGUAACUGGUUUAACCGCUGAUGGUAUAUCUUCCUGGGAAUCACAAGCGAAACGACGGCGUGAAGCGGAAGAGCAAUUCAGCAGCUCAUUACAACGAUUCGCGCUCAGCCUGGAUUCCACGGCUUUCUUCUUCCACCAACGAGAGACGAGUUGA